AGAUGUGAUGCUCUCCCUCCCCUCCGCCGAUCGACCAAUUCAGGGCUCGAUUGGGGCGCCUGGGUGGCCAUUUUCCAGGAAGAAACACAACAGGAAAGAGGAAGGGAGAAACUUUAAACAAAGAGCCCCAUGGACAUGGCCAGUGUCCUUUGUAACAGAUCUAGACUGGUGUCGUACCUGCCAGGAUUUUAUUCUUUGGUUAGAAGGGUUGUAACUCCCAAGGCUUUUUCCACAGCAGGAUCCUCUGGCUCAGACGAGCCUUCAGUUGCUGCUACACCUCCUGACAUAUGUCCAAGAACAGUGUGGCCAGAUGAAGUAAUGGGACCUUUUGGUCCCCAGGAUCAGAGAUUUCAGCUUCCGGGAAACAUUGGCUUUGACUGUCACCUAAAUGGUACAACGUUUCCAAAGACAAAACAAGUUCAUAAGAAUUUGCCUGACAUUUUAGUUGAGCCCUUGGCAAGUGAGCGGCAUGAAUUUGUGAUGGCACAGUACAUCAACAACUUCCAGAACAGCAACACUUCUAGUAAGCAAGAGGUUAACCAUGUGAAGACCUACUUUGAAACCGCAAAGGUGGAAUGUGCAAUACAAACAUGCCCAGAACUGUUGCGAAGAGAUUUUGAGUUACUGUUUCCAGACAUAGCUUCCAAUAAUCUAACAGUAUUAACCGUAACCCAGAAAACUGCAAAUGAUAUGACUGCAUGGAAUGAAGAGGUAGAAAAUGAACGAGAAGUUCUAAUAGAAAAUUUCAUUAAUGGUGCCAAGGAAAUUUGCUAUGCUUUGUGUGCAGAAGGCUAUUGGGCAGAUUUCAUUGACCCAACUUCAGGAUUGGCUUUUUUUGGCCCUUACACAAACAAUACCCUUUUUGAAACGGACGAACGCUACCGUCAUCUCGGAUUCUCUGUAGAAGACCUUGGCUGCUGUAAAGUUAUUCGUCAUAUUCUCUGGGGAACUCAUGUGUUGGUAGGAAGCAUUUUCACCAAUGCACCACCUGACAGUCCCAUCAUGAGGAAACUGCAAGGCAAUUAAUGGUGGACUCUUGGUUCUUGAAUUGGUCAAUAAACACUGUUGGGACAUACCAAGUGUUAAGAUAUAUUGAUUUAUAGACAAUAAAAGGUCUGUUAUUUAUUUUA
Messenger RNA from Anolis sagrei ordinatus, 1130 nucleotides. RefSeq names its product metabolism of cobalamin associated D (gene MMADHC). Lineage: Eukaryota; Metazoa; Chordata; Lepidosauria; Squamata; Anolidae. The record is from RefSeq and is a predicted model, not a curated record. Gene Ontology annotation, cellular component: mitochondrion. Gene Ontology annotation, biological process: cobalamin metabolic process.